Messenger RNA from Besnoitia besnoiti, 1563 nucleotides. RefSeq names its product ccr4-associated factor family protein. The record is from RefSeq and is a predicted model, not a curated record. The transcript is spliced from 3 exons. Gene Ontology annotation, molecular function: poly(A)-specific ribonuclease activity; nucleic acid binding. Gene Ontology annotation, cellular component: P-body; CCR4-NOT core complex; CCR4-NOT complex. Bases 1 to 1563 code for a protein of 520 amino acids. Lineage: Eukaryota; Apicomplexa; Conoidasida; Eucoccidiorida; Sarcocystidae.
AUGAAUGGCGAGUGUGGCGAAAGAGGGCAGAUCAUCGAGGUGUGGGGCCACAACCUUGAGGAGGAAUUCGCGCGUAUCCGCGAUGUGGUCGAACGGUACCAGUACAUUGCUAUGGACACGGAGUUCCCGGGCAUUGUGGCGCGGCCGACGGGGAACGUGACGGACUACAAUUACCAGACGGUGAAGUACAAUGUGGAUCUGUUGAAGGUGAUUCAGUUGGGGAUAACUUUCGCCGAUGCGGCGGGGAACUUGGCGGAGGGGACGUCGACAUGGCAGUUCAACUUUCGCUUCGACCUGAAUGAGGACAUGUACGCGCAGGAUUCGAUUGACUUUUUGAAGCAGAGCGGGAUUGACUUUGACAAGCAACAGAAGAAGGGCAUCGACGUGCAGGACUUUGGCGAGUUGAUCAUGAGCUCCGGGUUGGUCAUGAACGAAGACGUCAAGUGGAUCUCGUUCCAUGGCUGCUACGACUUUGGCUACCUCCUGAAGCUCCUCACGUGCGCGCCGCUGCCGCAGUCUGAGGCACAGUUCUUCGAGUUGCUGCACGACUUCUUCCCCGCCCUAUACGACAUCAAGUACCUGCUGCGCUCCAUUCACAACUUCAACCUCUCGGGUGGCUCGUCGCUGCAGAAAGUCGCCGAGCACCUCCAGGUGACGCGCAUCGGUCCGCAGCACCAGGCGGGCAGCGACUCGCUGGUCACCUGUCGGACCUUCUUCAAACUCGUCGAGUUGUACUUUGCCAGCCGCAUCGAGGACUGUGGAUGCUCUGGCGUCAUCUACGGCUUGGGCAUGAGUCUCCCCAAGCACAGCCUCCGCGGCGGCAGCAACCCGCACCUUCCCGCCUCCUCCACGUACUCCGGCGCCGCCUCGCGCCCCGAGCCACACGCGCCCGCCCAGAGUCACAGCCGCGGCGGCGGGCGCGGCGGAGCGCCCAGCGCCAAGGGCCGCCACGACGACGAAGACGACGCGAACGCAGCCGGCGCGGCGGCUGCCUCCCGAGGCGGCGGCCUCGGCGGCGCGUCGUCGCUGCUGCAUCUCGCAGGCAGCUACGGCGGCGGCGGCCUCGUUGUGGGCGGCGCGGGCGCGCAGCACGCGAACUACCUCGCCUUCCACCACUCGCAGGGCGGGUCUCACGUCCCGAUGACUCACUCGCAGCAGCCUGGCGGCGGCAGCCACCUCGUCAGUCCGCAUCUGCUGAACAACGCCUUCUCCGGCGGCGGCAGCGCGGCUGCGGGACCGGGGGUGGCCUCGUCGCCGCCUGAGUUCGUGCCCUCCGCGUCGAUGCACGCCGCCGCGACGGGAUCGAACCCGCACGCGCUCUCGCUCCUCGCGUCGCCCGGCGCCAGCAACGGCAACGGCAGCCUCGCCGGGAGCCAUGCCUCCUUCCUGCUGGGCGGCGGUCCAGGCGCGAGCCCCGGCGGCGCGCAGGCGACCGGAGGCCCGAUCGCCUCGAACCUCCACUCGCGCAACUCGCGCCAAAUCCUCGGCGGAGGCGCGGGUGCAGGCGGAGGAGGCGCGCAGGGCGGCGCCGUGUCCUCCUCGACGCAUCUGCGCGCUCAGUGA